Messenger RNA from Aureobasidium namibiae CBS 147.97, 765 nucleotides. RefSeq names its product TRAPP I complex. The transcript has a single exon. Bases 1 to 765 code for a protein of 254 amino acids. The record is from RefSeq and is a predicted model, not a curated record. Gene Ontology annotation, biological process: endoplasmic reticulum to Golgi vesicle-mediated transport. NCBI's taxonomy places the organism in Eukaryota, Fungi, Ascomycota, Dothideomycetes, Dothideales, Saccotheciaceae. Gene Ontology annotation, cellular component: TRAPPI protein complex; TRAPPIII protein complex; TRAPPII protein complex.
AUGGCUACUCAGCAGCACGCCCAGCAGCAGCAGCAGCCACAACAACAACAACAACCGCUACCGCUACCGCAGCAGACACAGACGCAGUCGCAGUCCAAUGCGGUGCCUGGUGCCGUCAGAGCGAGCUCGUACACGGCGCUGCCUCCACCAGCUGCUUACACGCCGCUACGCCAUGCCAGUAAUCGCAAGACCAUCUACGACCGCAACCUCAACCGCGCUCGCACCUCCGAGCUGAGCCUGGCAUCUUUUGCCCACCUCUUCAACACUCUGAUUGCAUACCACCAAGCUCGCGCCCCCUCAGUGUCUGAUCUUGAGGCCAGGCUGGCUCAAUCUGCAUACCCUAUCGGUGUCAAGCUGCUCGACCUGCUUCUCUUCCGCAUGCCACCACGUACAGCCUCUCGGCCGACCCGCUUGCUCGAUCUUCUACAGUUCAUACACACGACCUUGUGGCGUUCCUUGUUUGGCCGUCCUGCCGACGCUCUCGAGGCCAGCACUGGCAACAACAAUGACUACAUGAUUGUGGACAAUGAUCCCCUUGUCAAUACAUACAUCAGCAUUCCCAAGGAGAUGAGCCAGCUCAACUGCGCCGCCUUUGUCGGUGGCAUCAUCGAGGGUGUGUGCGAUGCUGCUGGUUUCUCGACAGACGGAGUUACAGCACAUUGGGCGGAAAACGACGAGCUUUGGCCCUCAAAGACCAUUUUCCUCAUCAAGUUCAAGCCUGAAGUCGUCGAAAGAGAAGAAGCACUCAAGGCUGGAGGUGGUUGA